Molecule: messenger RNA, 746 nt
Organism: Erinaceus europaeus (western European hedgehog)
Lineage: Eukaryota; Metazoa; Chordata; Mammalia; Eulipotyphla; Erinaceidae
Gene: PYY
Product: peptide YY
Exons: 5
Coding region: 229-534 (101 amino acids)
Biological process (GO): neuropeptide signaling pathway; feeding behavior
Cellular component (GO): extracellular region
Molecular function (GO): neuropeptide hormone activity; neuropeptide Y receptor binding
Source: RefSeq, a predicted model, not a curated record
UGCGCGGGGCUGCUAGUGUUUGCAGAGAUAAGCAGCGGCUGGGUACACAGACGCCACUUAGCUGCGCAAACAGCCGCACCUCGGGACAGAGAUCGGAGGAAGCCCAGGCCUGGCGGCAGCAAAGAACUUAGUCAUAUACACUUAACUAACUGCAAAGGAGAUUUGGGACUGUGAUUAUUUUAUCCUGGAUGAUUAGGUGCCAACUACUUCAUCUGACUAAUCAAGAAGAUGGUGGUGGCACGCAUGCCGUGGGCUGCCUUGGCCACAGUGCUGCUGGUCCUGCUAGCUUGCCUGGGGGCACUGGCAGACGCCUACCCCGCCAAACCCCAGGCCCCGGGUGAGGACGCCUCUCCUGAGGAGCUGAGCCGCUACUACACCUCACUGCGCAAGUACCUGAACCUGGUCACCCGGCAGCGGUAUGGGAAACGAGACAGCCCUGAAGAGUUCCUGUCCAGACUGCUCUUCCUCGAUGCCACCGAGGACCGCCCUGACAAGCCGGUCAAAUCGUGGCCCCAAGGCACCUACAUGUGGUGACGACCCCAACUCGUCUGUGAGGCCUGCCAACACUGCCGUUGGCUGCAUGUGUGCCAGGACCCUGGCUGCCUCUCCCUGUGUGCAUUCUGUGGGUGGUGGUGUGGUGGGCAUCGGGGUAGGGCCCUCUUUCCAAACUGCCUCCACUCACUAGGUUGGAGGACUGUGCUUGGCCCUUCCCUGGCCCCCCCAAAUAAAGAGCAAAUUUCACUGAA